This is a messenger RNA of Spinacia oleracea (spinach), 1650 nucleotides long. RefSeq lists its product as uncharacterized. Bases 1 to 1650 code for a protein of 549 amino acids. The transcript has 4 exons. The record is from RefSeq and is a predicted model, not a curated record. NCBI's taxonomy places the organism in Eukaryota, Viridiplantae, Streptophyta, Magnoliopsida, Caryophyllales, Amaranthaceae.
AUGCAACCGUAUAUAGCCCCAGGUCCAGAUGGUUCUCAGCCGGUGUUUUACCAACGUUUUUGGGAUCUCGUUAAGCCAAAUGUAGUGGGAAUUGUGAAGGAGGUGUUAGAGGGUAGAGAUUUCCCUUUGGGUUUGAACAAUGCUUUUCUGGUUCUUAUACCCAAAGUUGAUGUCCCUCAAGGUGCAAAACAAUUCCGACCCAUUGGAUUAUGUAAUAUAGUCUAUAAGUUGGUGACAAAAGUUAUUGUGAAUAGGUUGAAACCGGUUCUGCCCACCCUCAUAUCCCCUACUGAGUGUAGUUUUGUACCAAAUAGGCAAAUUACAGACAACGUGAUCAUUGUUCAAGAAAUGCUCCACACAAUGCGGAAUAAAAAGGGUAAAGUGGGUUAUAUGGCUGUAAAGAUCGACUUCGAGAAAGCAUAUGACCGGCUUCGAUGGUCGUUUAUCUGUGAGUCGUUAAUGGAAUUAAGAAUUCCCCAGAAUUUAGUAGAGGUUGUGAAGCAAUGUAUUAAUUCUGUCAAGCUCCAAAUUCUCUGGAAUGGGGAGCCGUUGAAAGAAUUCAGUCCUUCAAGGGGUAUACGGCAGGGCGACCCCUUAUUCCCGUACUUGUAUGUCAUAUGUAUGGAAAGAUUAACCCAUUUAAUCGAUCGAGAGGUAAGUCUGGGUUCAUGGAAACCUGCUAGGGCGAGUAGGGAUGGACCUCCCAUUUCGAACCUCGCUUUUGCGGAUGACUUGAUCCUCUUCGGGGAAGCUAUUGAUCAAGCUAAGUUUGUAAUUGUCUGGGCAUGGAGUAGCGGCAUGGAGGCCACUGAGGACUUUGGUAAAUACUUAGGAGUGCCUACUAUUAAUGGUAGCCUGACAACGAAGCUACCUAGAACCACCUGUGAUGAUAUUGACCGCAAGACAAGGAGUUUCCUGUGGGGAGAACAUGAGGGGAAGAGAAAAGUGCACUUAGUAGUGUGGGAUAAGGUGACUAGACCGAGAAAUGAAGGGGGUCUGGGCAUUAAGUCAAUGAGGCAAACGAAUUCAGCCUUUUUAGCGAAGCUAGGCUGGAGAUUACUGGCAGAACCUGCAGCACUCUGGUCUAGAGUUCUGAGAGCCAAGUAUUGCAAUAACGGAUGCGACAUAGAUAUGUUUAAAGACAAAGCAAGUGCUUUUAACGCUUGGAGGGGCAUUAUGAGCAGUGUUGAUGUGAUUAAUAAGGGUCUGAAUGUGGCGGUUGGCAAUGGAAAUAAGACCUUCUUCUGGCACCACCGAUGGAAAAUUAGAAAUACGGGGUGGAAGUACGAAGCGUUUGCAGCCUAUCUUCCUGAUAGCACGUUGAGGGAGAUAGCUUCGUUUGAUCUGGUUGAUGAUGAAGAUGCAGUGGAUGAUAUCUAUUGGAACGGCUCUCCUAACGGAGGCUUCUCUAUUAGUUCAGCUCUGACCUUAAUUCGAAAUGAGGUAGAGUUAAAUGAAGUUAGUUUGAAGAAACGGAGGAGCAUUUGGAGAGUUUCUAUCCCACAAAAGAUGAGGUUUUUCUUAUGGUUGGCAAUACAAGAGCACCUGAUGACUAAUGGAAAUAGAUUUGUUAGACACCUUACUGAAGACCCAAGGUGUUUGGUGUGUGGGGACUGGGGAUGCAGAAGAGAACGCGGAACAUGUGGUUAG